CCAACCCCUCUCUCUUCAAUCCACCUUAUUUGUUCAUCACUCUCACGAUUGUCUCCACUAUAUUAGGGCUUUUGCGAUGAUUCGGGAUCGAGAUAUAAUGAGCUGAUCUGAAUCGGUGGUAAUGUUUCUCGAUCUUUUGUUCGGAUUGUAGAGAUCAAAACGAUCGGUUCUUCUGUGUUUAGGGUUAGGGCUCUUGAGUUAUCGUCCGAAAAAUAAGUAAAUAAUUGUGAAGGGCAUCGAACGAUGCACUCGGUGCCUUCAAUUGAUUCGAUGGCUCGUCCUUGCUCUACCUCAUUCUACGGUGGAAGGAGCUCUCAUCGUCUUAAACGUCUUGAAAAAGGUGAUCGGCGUGGUAAUCUUAGUUAACACUCGGUCUGUUAUUCACUUGAUUUGAUUUUGCUUUCAGUGUCAUCUAGGGUUGUGGUUUUCUGGAUUUCAUUGUCCGAUCGAGUCAAUACAAAUUAGGUCUUGGCCCUCUUGGGUUGGUUGAUAUUUGUUGGGUCAACGUCAUCUUGAAAGCUGAGGAUUGCUUGGUUUGAUUUGGUUUGGUUUAGUUCUUGCUUGGAGGAUCUUCUCGGAGUAGCCGUUGACCGAAAGUUCUACUUUCCAGCUUCUGUUUUAGUGAUGGACGUUUGCUCCUCUGGUGGUAAGUCAGUUCCUGAAGAUGAGAACAACUCUUGUCCAUUGUCUGUGGAUCCACCACACUCUAGUUAUGGAGUUACAGGACCCGUUUCUGUGAGUGAGCUUGGUAACUAUCUGACCGAGUUUUUAAAAAUUCAAGAUAAUUCUGCAUCUGAUUCCAUUCAACCUUCUGCUAAGAAAGUCAUGACCAAUAUGAAAAAGGAAGACGUGUGUGAAGGUUCCCAUGAAAGUAGAUUGGUCAGUGUCAAUGCUGAGAAGUGUUUCAAUAAGUGUGCAUCUUUUCCAGGUUCUCAUAAGAUUACGUCCCCGGAAGAUGAGGAGAGGGGGGUAGUUAAGGAUAAGGAGGAUGAUCUAAUUGCUGGAGUAUUGGUAGAGAAUGGCAAUGCUAAAACUGUUGCCUGGCCUCCCCCACGCACAAUAUCUUUGCCUACUCCUUCGAAGCUUUUAUCUGCCAUGAAAGGCAGCCGUGAGAAACAGGGGGCACACACCCAGAAGCUGACUGUGACAUGGGCCCCCGAUGUGUAUGACCCAACUCCUUCAGCUGCCUCACAUGUAGCAACAAACAAACCUCAACGUCAUAGGAAUGACAGCAAGAAGAAUGGAAAGAACAAGCAGAAAGGCAGUGGCAAAUCUACGCGAGGGAGCAAGGGCAAAGAGAAGAAGCAAGCUCGGAAACAUGGUGGAAGCUCAAACAGGGGUUUCAAGCGACCGGAUGAUGACGGCAGAGUGGUUGACUGCGGAGUGCCUCAGGUUGGCAUGGUGGAUUUCAAUGUUGGCUGCCCAGAUCCAUUUUGUGGUCAUAGUUUCCUCAAGCAAUCCGUCACUAAGUUGCACUUCUCGGUUGCUGAGGCCACGUAAGCAGUGAUUUUUAUUCAGCAUCUCAUACGGUGUUCUGACUGGCGGUGUAGAUAAAAAAUAUGUAAAGAUCUGAGGUUUUGUUGAUGAUAUGAGUGGAACUUAGAAGGCUUUGCUUAUCGUGAUUGUACCCACUUGGACUAUUUCCUUUGCUUGUAGAUAAUCUGUGCUUGUUCUGCAUUGGACCUUAUUUUAAAAGCCCUUAACUAUGACUGCGUCUAAAUUACUACACUUGAUUUAAACCAAUACAAGAAUGUUGUCUCGCCCGUUUUAACGUGUGGGGGAAUAACCAUCUUGACGGUACAGUUGCAAUGUUUUCAUUUGGAUUGAAA
Messenger RNA from Ilex paraguariensis (yerba mate), 1829 nucleotides. NCBI's taxonomy places the organism in Eukaryota, Viridiplantae, Streptophyta, Magnoliopsida, Aquifoliales, Aquifoliaceae. The record is from the annotation of a GenBank genome assembly.